UACAAACUAAAGAACGGUGUCGUUUCAGCCCUCUCGCGACAAAUAAAAGGAUGAACCCUAGUUCGAGGAGUCUUUCUUCUCGUUCAGUUGCCCACUGCGCUCACUUCUUCCCUCAACAUCUCUGCAGCAGCAGCCGAAGAACCCUAAUCGCCACCGUUCUCGCGUCAUGGCCGUCGGGAAGAACAAGCGGAUCUCCAAGGGAAAGAAGGGAGGCAAGAAGAAGGCAACCGACCCCUUCGCCAAAAAGGAUUGGUAUGAUAUCAAGUCACCUUCCAUUUUCGAAGUCAGGAACAUUGGCAAGACCCUCGUCAGCAGAACCCAGGGGACUAAGAUUGCCUCUGAAGGGCUGAAACAUAGAGUUUUCGAAGUCUCUCUUGCUGACCUUCAGAAAGAUGAGGAUAACGCCUACAGAAAGAUCCGCCUUAGGGCAGAGGAUGUGCAAGGAAAGAAUGUCCUCACCAAUUUCUGGGGAAUGGACUUCACAACAGACAAGCUCCGUUCUCUUGUCCGCAAGUGGCAGACGUUGAUCGAGGCCCAUGUUGAUGUGAAGACAACUGAUAACUAUACCUUAAGGAUGUUUUGCAUUGCCUUCACAAAGAGGCGUCCCAAUCAGGUCAAGAGGACUUGCUAUGCCCAAUCAAGUCAGAUCCGACAGAUUCGCAGGAAGAUGAGGGAGAUCAUGAUCAACCAAGCACAGUCUUGUGAUUUGAAGGAUCUAGUGAAGAAGUUCAUCCCUGAAAGCAUCGGGAAAGAGAUUGAGAAGGCCACUGUCGGGAUCUACCCUCUCCAGAAUGUUUUCAUCCGAAAGGUCAAGAUCCUCAAGGCUCCCAAAUUUGAUCUUGGGAAGUUGAUGGAGGUCCAUGGUGAUUACUCGAAUGAGGAUGUUGGUGUGAAGGUGGAGAGGCCGGCUGAUGAGCCAAUGGCGGAAGCAGCAGCUGAGACCGAAGUUGUAGCUUGAUAAACUCAGGAGACACUGUUGGUUUCCGGAUUGUGACAAUCGUUUGAACUGGCUUUACAGUAGAGUAUUUGAAAGAAGUUUUGCUGGGAUUUUGUUCUUUUGGAAACAAAUGUGAACUGUAGAGGUCUAUUAUAUAUCGGGGUAAUAUGUGAGAGAUCCAUCCUCGGAAGACUAAUCAUCGACUUCAGCUUCUCCAGUUUUGCAUUAAACAUAGCCAGUUGAUUUACGGAGAUGUUCAAUCUUAUUUUUAGUCAAACCUUGCUAUGGUUUCCCAUUAUAUUCGUUAGAAAGAUUAAAUGUAAUGGGUUGAGAUGAUAGUUCGUUCGUGGAACGUGAGAGGGAUUAGGGUUUAACAAUCGUGACAUGCAUGAGUUUAUAGUUGGAAUUCUGAAAAAUGUAUAAAAAAAAUCAGGGUUAAAUCAGGGUUAAUUUUAUGAGAUUAUAAGAAA
This is a messenger RNA of Linum tenue, 1407 nucleotides long. The record is from the annotation of a GenBank genome assembly. Lineage: Eukaryota; Viridiplantae; Streptophyta; Magnoliopsida; Malpighiales; Linaceae.